UUAAUUUACUUCUUCCUUGUAGUCCCCAAUGCUUGCGUCGGUUUUAGGUGCGCGCUGGAGCUGAGUUAAGGCGAGUUGAUUUCCAGGUUUAUAGAAGAUUCUGAUGAGAAUAUGGUACUGCUAGAUCUUUUUAUUGCUGCUACAAUACCGGUCCUGAAAGUGCUUUUGAUAACUGCACUUGGGUUAUAUCUUGCUCUAGAUCACGUCAAUAUCUUGGGGGAAGACACCAGGAAGCAUAUGAACAAUGUAGUGUUUUACGUAUUCAAUCCAGCUCUUGUAUCCAGCAACCUUGCAGAAACAAUUACGUAUGAAAGCAUGGUCAAGCUGUGGUUCAUGCCAUUCAAUGUCCUGCUCACAUUUGUUAUUGGUUCAAUACUUGGAUGGAUAGUCAUCCAAUUUACAAGACCUCCGUCACAUUUGCAGGGUUUAAUCUUGGGUUGUUGUGCCGCAGGGAAUAUGGGGAACAUGCUCCUUAUUAUAAUCCCAGCUGUUUGCAAAGAAAAAGGAAGCCCAUUUGGAUCUCCCGAAGUAUGUCAUUCAUAUGGAAUGGGUUAUGUUUCACUUUCAAUGGCGAUUGGAGCCAUUUAUUUGUGGUCUUAUGUCUUCAAUAUCGUCCGAAUAUAUUCAAUCAGUAGCAUCAACGAAUCCACUAUAAAUGAUUCCUCUACCAGCAAAUAUUUUAGGGAAGCAUCCACAUCAGAUCAGGGGAGUUGCACUGAACCACUACUUUCUUCCAAUGAUCUCUUGGUAUCUGAGGACAAUGAGAAUGGAUACGUCCUGCCUUGCACAAGUUCUAAGGGAGAAGCUGAGGCAAGAUUUUCAAGUACGAUAAAGCAACAAUUAAAUAUGAUGAUUGCGAAGAUUAAUAUGAGAUCAGUAUUUGCCCCUUCAACAACUGGAGCGAUUGUUGGAUUUGUAAUUGGACUCGUCCCUCAGAUUAGAAAAUCAAUGAUAGGUGAUGGUGCUCCUCUUCGUGUGAUUCAAGACUCUGCUUCUUUAGUGGGUGAUGGGGCCAUCCCAGCUCUCACCCUAAUUGUCGGAGGUAACCUUCUCAAAGGACUGAGAGGGUCUGGAAUUCGCAAGUCUAUCAUUUUUGGCAUCAUUGUUGCUCGUUAUAUUGCUCUGCCUCUCAUUGGUAUUGUCAUUGUUAAAGGAGCUUCUCGUUUUGGUUUUGUACAAGCUGAUGCACUAUAUCAAUUUGUUCUCCUUCUUCAGUUUGCUGUUCCACCUGCAAUGAACAUAGGUACAAUCACUCAAUUAUUUGGAGCAGGUGAGAGUGAAUGCUCUGUCAUCAUGCUCUGGACUUAUGCCUUAGCCUCAAUUUCGCUUACCUUAUGGUCCACAUUUUUCAUGUGGUUGGUGGCCUGAAUUCUGCUAAAACAAAUAUUUC
This is a messenger RNA of Theobroma umbraticum, 1390 nucleotides long. RefSeq names its product protein PIN-LIKES 3-like. Gene Ontology annotation, cellular component: membrane. NCBI's taxonomy places the organism in Eukaryota, Viridiplantae, Streptophyta, Magnoliopsida, Malvales, Malvaceae. The record is from RefSeq and is a predicted model, not a curated record. Gene Ontology annotation, biological process: endoplasmic reticulum to cytosol auxin transport.